UGGGCCCCAGGCAUCCCAAUCCGACACUGGGAUAGAUAUUUCCCUCCCAGCCCAUCCUAAACAUUGUCCAUCACUCAGCAUUGCUCCAGCUCAGGCUAUCCUGCUCCCUGGAUGCAGUCUAUACCAGCAGACAGCCAGGGAGGGGAGACUUUAUUAUCACACAGCAUCUCAAGCCUCACAUGUUAAUUGAAUCGCACACCCCCCUCCUACUCUCCCAGAGUGUAUCGAUCCGCACGGUUACGUUCCAGCAGCAAGUUCAGUGCAAAUCAGUCCCGGGGUGACCCGGAGACCCGAGGAGGAGAAUGUUGCUGAGGCUGCUGCACUUUGGGGGGAUUAGGAACCCUGCUCUCUGCUGACUGGGUGGUUUUCAGUCGGUGAAUUAGUGGGAGAGGAGGAAGAAGAGGCUGCUCCAGCCUGGAGAUCCUGUGUGAGGAGGAAAAGAAGAACAGUAUCCCAACACACACACUUUGCCUCCACUAUCCCCCAAGAUGGCCACCAAUGUGGGAUCAAUGAUUCAAUAUUGGAAGCGGUUUGAUCUGCGGCGGCUGCAGAAAGAGCUGAAUUCCCUGGCGUCAGAGUUGGCUGCACGGCAGGAAGAGAGCGAACAUUCCCACAAGCAGCUUAUUGAACUCAGCCGUGAGUUUAAGAAAAAUGUCCCAGAGGAAAUGAGAGAAAUGGUAACUCCUGUCUUGAAGAGCUUUCAGGCAGAGGUUGUUGCUCUUAGUAAAAGAAGCAAGGAGGCAGAAGCGGCCUUCCUGAGUGUAUACAAGCAAUUAAUUGAAGCACCAGAUCCUGCUCCUCUGCUGGAAGCAACUCGUGGCUUAGAGGAUCGGUUGCAACAACUUCAGCGCAUCGAUCCUGAGAAUAAAGCUGUUAAAGAAAUCAGUCGCCACUGGAAAAAGUAUUCUGACUUCCUCUCUGCUGCUAAAGAGCGGAAAGAGGGAACUGUUCCAGCAGGGAUCCCGCUGCAGAGGGAGGAAGCCUGGCACUGUACCAUUAACAGCAAACUCUUUUCCACGGACACCUUUCAACAGAGAAGCCAGGCAGAAAGCGAAAAAGGCUUACAGGAAGCACAGAUAACAUUGGCUGUCAGACUUGGUGAAGCUGAGGAGAAGAUCAAGGUUCUUCAUUCAGCACUAAAGACGACACAGAGAGAGCUGCUUGACCUGCGGUGUCAAUAUGAUAAAGAGACAGCGUCUAAGACAGAUGAAGUGGGCAUGAUAAUGACCAAUCUUGAAAAAGCCAAUCGGCGAGCAGAAGCUGCUCAGCGGGAGGUUGAGAGUCUCAGGGAGCAAUUAUCAUCUGUAAAUAAUUCCAUUAGAUUGACCUGUUGUUCUCCACAAGCAUCUAGUGGGGACAAGAACAACUUCUCCUUGUGUUCAGGAUCUCACCUAGAAGCAGCAUUGGCUGUCAAGGAAAGAGAAAUUCUCCGACUUCUAAAAGACAUUCAGCACCUUCAGAACUCUAUUCAAGAACUGGAAGAGUCCUCAGCCAACCAGAUUGCAGAACUCGAACAACAGCUUGCCAUUAAAACAGAAGCCAUAGAGAAACUGGAAGAGAAGUUACAGCAUCAGUCGGAUUAUGAAGAAAUUAAAACUGAACUAAGCAUAUUAAAAGCAAUGAAGUCUGCAUCUGCAAAUUGUACCAUUUCCCAGGAAACUUCUACUCCAGAGGAUUCCUUGUUGAUAGCAAAAGAAGCAUUCUUCCCAUCUCAGCGUUUUGUAUUAGAAAAGCAGAGCAUCCUAUCCAGCAAUGAGGAGGAUCAGUCAGAGGAUGACUCUAUAAAACAAAGCCUUGGAGCUGAGAGACCCUAUUCCACUUCCCCCCGAACAUCAUUCCAAACGAGAGAUGGAGCUGUUACACCAAGUUCUUCUCAGUGCCUGCAGGAAGCAGCUGCUCAUGUUGGACAAAGAACUAUCUCCUCUACCUUCCCCAACACUAGUGAGCAGCUGCCCAGAGAGGCAUCUUUAAAGAAGCAAAUGAUGUCACCAGUGGUCAAGAGUGAAAAUAAUACUAUGCUUUCAUUCCCAUCUUCAUUCUACUCAGUAAAGCCCACCAUGCUGCCCAACCACCAUUCAACCACUGUUAAUAAUGACUCAAGCCCACUCAGUGAUCAAUCUGAUGCCAGCAAUUCCAGCUCAGCAGAUGAAGAACAUAUAGACACAUCUGAAAUUGCAUUGCAAAUUAAAGAGCAGCUGCUAAAACAUAAUAUUGGACAACGUGUUUUUGGACAUUAUGUCUUGGGCCUCUCCCAGGGUUCAGUGAGCGAAAUCCUGGCCCGACCCAAACCUUGGAGGAAGCUAACUGUUAAAGGGAAGGAACCUUUCAUUAAAAUGAAGCAGUUUUUGUCUGAUGAACAGAAUGUCCUCGCUCUGAGAACCAUUCAGGUGCGACAAAGAGGAAGCAUUACACCUAGAAUUAGAACUCCAGAAACAGGUUCAGACGAUACCAUAAAAAAUAUCCUGGAACAAGCAAAAAAGGAGAUUCAGUCACAAAAAGGAGGUGACAGAAAAGGCUCCAACGCUCCUUUAUCAUCAUCAUCAUCUUCUAGCACCACCAACAGCUCAGAGGAUGCAAUUAAGAGUAUCCUGGAGCAGGCACGAAGGGAAAUGCAGGCUCAGCAGCAGGUGCUGUUAGAAAUUGAGUCAGGCAACAGCCAUCGGUCUGUGAACACCCCACCAGCAGAACGACCUAUCCUUACACCUUCAACACACAAUGCUGCUCACAUCCAUAUUAAACAGGAAGAGGGUACCUUUGUAACCAGCACCACCUCCCUCCAGACUCCACUAAGUGUUCUGUCUCCUGUGGCUUUUGUGCAGAGCAUAAUACGCAAAGUGAAGACCGAGAUAGGUGACGCAGGGUCAUACUUUGACCAGCACUGGGCAACAGAAAGAAACCUCUUGAGUCGCCCCUUGAUGUCAGUUUCCCCAUCACUGUCGUCAUCUUCUUCCAGUUACUCAGGUAUGGUCAAUGGCAGACCGUGGAGACGAGCAGAGAACUAUGAGAUAACUCCCAGUGAGGAAGAAAUAACAAUGGCUGAUGAAGCUCACAAGCCGGUGGACGUGAAAACGGAAGCCGGAAUCCUUGACCAACAAAACAUAAAUCGGCUUUCUUAUUAUCCUGCUUAUGUCCCAAGGAAUCUCAAGCCCACAGUACCACCUCUGACUCCAGAACAGUAUGAGAUGUACAUGUACAGAGAAGUCGAUACAUUGGACCUUACUAGGCAGGUCAAGGAAAAGUUGGCAAAAAAUGGCAUCUGCCAAAGAAUCUUUGGAGAAAAGGUUCUUGGAUUAUCACAAGGCAGCGUGAGUGACAUGUUAUCCAGACCCAAACCCUGGAGCAAACUCACCCAAAAGGGUCGUGAACCUUUCAUUCGCAUGCAGCUCUGGCUCACUGAUCAACUGGACCAAGAAAUUACUCAGCAGCCAGCCCUCUCACAAGGCACUUUAAGUCCCUUUGAGACUCCGUCAUCUCCAUCACCAUCGCUAAGCCCACCAGAACAGAAGAGCCCUCUGCUCAUGUUAAACCUGGAGAGCACUAAAGAAAACCUACAGCCAGAGAGCAGACCUGCUUCUUCACUUAGUGGGAAAAUCUUUCCAAAUCACCAGGCUUCAGGCAUCCAGGAAAUGGUGGCCAUGUCUGCUGAGCUAGACACCUACUCCAUCACCAAGAAGGUUAAAGAGGUGCUGACAGAAAAUAAUUUAGGUCAGAGAUUAUUUGGAGAGAGCAUAUUGGGCCUUACUCAAGGUUCAGUAUCAGACCUAUUGUCCAGGCCCAAACCAUGGCACAAGCUGAGCCUGAAGGGGCGAGAGCCAUUUGUACGGAUGCAGUUAUGGUUGCGUGAUCCUCAUAACAUUGAAAAGCUCAGAGACAUGAAGAAAAUUGAGAAAAAAGCUUACCUAAAGCGUCGCUAUGGCCUUAUCAGUGGAGGUUCAGACAGCGAAUCCUCUAACACUAAAACAGAGAGGGCAAGUCCGAGCCCCCAACUGCAAGAAUACAGUCACCUGCAGAUGAAAAAGCCCAGGGUGGUGCUUGGGUCCGAAGAAAAAGAAGCGCUAAAGAAAGCAUAUCAGCUGGAGCCUUACCCAUCACAGCAAACUAUCGAGCUGCUCUCAUUUCAACUCAACCUCAAGACAAACACAGUUAUUAACUGGUUUCAUAACUACAGGUCGCGCAUGCGCAGGGAGACUCUGAUAGAAGGCCAGCAGGACAAUGACACCGAUCAAGAGCCAAGCAGCUGUGAUAGCUUCACAUCUAUAUGUACUUUACAUAGGGAUCCAGCACUGCACAGCCCCACCUCUGAAAGUGUUGACAGGAAACUGGUAGUUUGUGACAUGGAUCCCUUAAUGCACAAUGCUGCUUACACUGGAGAGAGGGGGGCUACAAGGAAAAUAAAGAAAGAGAACAUAGAAGAAGGAGAAGAAGGAAAGGACGACUCUUCUAAACGUUGUGAUUCUUGCAGCCCUGAACACACAUUGUGUUGUGAAACUAGCAGAAUGAGUAGAGAAGAUGAAGUUGCCUCAAACUGUGACGACUUUCAGAGACCACAUUAUCUAAGAAGAAGCAGUGUUUUUUAUGAUAAGUUACGUCCAUCUAGUGCGCAUGACUGUUCUUCUCACAAGGAAAUUCCAAACACAGAACGGCCGCAGACUGACCCAAUUAGCUUCAAGUCCACAGCAGAAUCUUCACGAAGCAGCCUGGAGGUGUCUUUAAAUUCUCCUUCAGCUGCCUCUUCCCCUGGCCUAAUGAUGUCUGUAUCCCCUGUACCUACUUGCUCUGCCCCCAUUUCCCCAUCCUUGCCUGGCACUGUGUCAGUAAAACUUCAUAAACUGAACCCUGCCAGUGACAAUGCCCCAUUACACCUGUCCACAAAACAUGGUCCCAACAACCAGAAAAGAAAUGAGAAAAUGGCCAAUUUAAAUAACAUUAUUCACCGGCUUGAGAGAGCAGCAAAUAAGGAGGAAACCCUGGAAUGGGAAUUUUGAAAAAUGGCCUAAAAACACAGUAUCUUUUUGUAACAAAUUGGAACCGAGUAAAGUGGAGAGCUUGCAGAGAACAUAUAUGGGAUAAUUUAUAUUUUAUGGUUCUUGUUUUGUGAAGUAGAGGUGUAUGAGAACAGGAGUUUAGAAAAACAAACUGCUUCCAAAAAUCCAUGAAAUGAAAAAAAAUAUUGACUUUGUUUUCACGUUAAAAGUAAUUCUUUUAGAAGAAAAAAUAUUUAUAGAAAUUUUAGAUAUUUUAUUAAAUAAUAUUUGGAAUUUACUACCAACCGGGGCUGCUUUGAUAAACGGAUAACUGUAACAUGACCGAUAUGUAGCAGUGAUUGUUCAAUAUAUAACGUAUCCACGUAGUUUGCCACUGGAUGAGAUUAAAUAACACUUAAGCCAUUGUUGAAGCACUAAAAGAAUGACUAAAUGAAAUAUGUUUCAAGUCCAGUCCUCUUCCAACAGCUGUUUUGUUUACCCCAAAAUAGAAUAGUCUGAAAGACUCUAAUUUCCAAAUGGGAUGUCAUCAAUGUAUCUUAAUCCCAUUGGUCCAUUUAAAAAAAAAAAGAAAACUACCAUAGAAUUCUGUGCAGUGUUUAUAUGUUGUGGAGAUGGACAGCACAGGGUUAGAACAUUACUUCACAGGUUAUAUAAGGGGUUCAAACAGAAUCCAACAUUCCUACCUACAUCCCUAAGUGGCAGUUUGUCACAUUGCUCACAUCAACAUUUACACAUCUAGUUUCCAGUAAAACCUGCCCAUUUGAGACUGUGCCAGGGUACUUGAUGCAUUUAGCAAAUAUAUUGCAAUUAUGUAUUUACAAGGACACUUCAUGACAAAGAACACAGGUGGCAAAUGAUUUUGACUAAUUUUACUUAGUAAAAGAUCCCCAGCAACUACAUGAUUUAUGAAGGUAAAUAUUUAUCAUUCUUAGGAUUUUUCUUUUGAAAUUCUUUCCCAUCUAAUAUGACGUAUUUGAUUCGGUUGGAAGACAGAGAACACUCUACUCGCAUUAAUACAGCUGCACGAGGUACUAUUAGCACUUCAUACUAAGCCAAGGAGGGGGUGACUUUUGGCAGCCCAGAUGCUGAUGAGCUAAUACUUCCAGCUUAAGUUGCUCGUGGAAAACUAGUAGUUUAAUAAUAUGAGGAGGGUGGUCGGUUGGCCCUGACUAUAUUGGGCUUUAGUUGUAUAUGUGAACCCACAAGAUGAUCACACAGCCUAAUUUAUUAGAACCUCAAUCUGCAUUUCAUGUAUUGUUCACUCUCUCCUGUGUAUUAACAAGUACAAGAAUUUACAGUCAUAGAUUUUUCAUCAAUCACAUAUCGAUCACUAGACUGAAAACAGUUUGAACUGUUCCUGGGCAAACUUAGUGCUUUUUACAUAACCCCUAGAGUGUUGCAUGAGAGACAUUUCCUUAACAACAAAAGCUAUUUAUUUGCAAUAAUAACAAAUGUCUCCCACAGAUUUCUCCAUUUAUAAGAUUAUAGUCCUGGCUUUUAAGUAAUAUGCUGCAGUUAGUCUUGAAUUUGUACCUCGGUAUAAGCCUAUGUUACUAUAGUUAGUAAAAGGAUUAAGCAGUGGCAUAAUUAAAUAUUACUGGGUCCAACAGCAAAUUAUUAUUCAGAGCCCCAAACUGUCUAGAGGUUGACCAAUGUUUAUUGAAAUUGUAUAUGAAUUAGGGCCUCAUGUGCCCCCUAUACCUCCUGGGCUCCCCUGCAUCUGCAGAUUUGCCAGUGUAUUUGUGCCCCUGUACCACAUAUGCUGCUCUUAGAAUUCUAAGCCAAGAAAUAGGCAAGUAAAGUCCAUAGAAGGUCCCAGGAUUGUGUUUUAUAUUCCUGCCGAAUAAAUGUCAGCUCCAGUGUAUGGCUAGAGUCGCAGUGAAAGUGCUACAGAAGUAAAGUUCACAAAAUUAUAAGAGGAUGCACAAAUACAGGCAGUCCGCAUAUGCCUCUCUGCUUGCAAUUGAUAUGGAACAUUCGCUACUAAAGCAUCUGGCUGGCUCAAACUUCAGUUUCCCAGCUGUCCCCAGUCAUGUGACUUGUGCUCCGACAAACUUCAGUCACUCUUUACUGCUGUACUAGAA
Molecule: messenger RNA, 7069 nt
Organism: Xenopus laevis (African clawed frog)
Lineage: Eukaryota; Metazoa; Chordata; Amphibia; Anura; Pipidae
Gene: cux2.S
Product: cut like homeobox 2 S homeolog
Exons: 22
Coding region: 489-4985 (1498 amino acids)
Biological process (GO): regulation of transcription by RNA polymerase II; regulation of DNA-templated transcription
Cellular component (GO): nucleus
Molecular function (GO): DNA-binding transcription factor activity, RNA polymerase II-specific; RNA polymerase II transcription regulatory region sequence-specific DNA binding; DNA binding
Source: RefSeq, a predicted model, not a curated record